UGUUUCAGUGCUAAACUUGAAUUUUAUUGUGAAAAAAGUGAAAAAUGAUAUCAUUUAUUUUGAUAAAUGUGUGCUUUCUUAUCCUGGUUUAUAACAUUUAUGUGUAUCUAUUUUCAAGACCUCAUAACUUUCCACCGGGACCUCCAAAAUUGCCAUACUUUGGAAGUUAUAUAUUUAUGUUGCUGUUAGAUCAUAAGCAUCUACAUCUUGCAGUUGAUCGUAUUUGUAAAUUCUACAAAACAUCGGUGCUUGGCAUGCAUUUGGGACCAUUUCCUACUAUUGUGAUAAAUGGCAGUGAAAAUGUGAAAAAAAUGUUAAACAAUCGUGAUUUCGACGGUAGACCCGAUAUUUUGAUGGGGCGAAUGAGACAUCCCGAAAUGGAUUUACACGGAAUUUUUUUCACCGAAAAUGCUAUAUGGUAUGAGCAGAGAAGAUUUGUUCUACGACAUUUGCGAGACUUUGGCUUUGGCAGACGAUUCGAUUCAUUGGAGAAAGAAAUUCAAAUUCAAAUAGCUCAAUUCAUUGAUAUCGUUCAGAACGGUCCGAAAUAUCCACAUGAAAAGAAAUAUGUCAGUGGUUCCAAAAUAUUAAUGCCAUAUGCAAUUUCUCCAGUUUUUGGCAACUGUUUUAUUGCGACCUUAUUGAAUAAUGAAACAAUACCACGAGAAAGUAUGGACGGUCUUUACAGAGCGAUGGAAAAUGCAUUCAUAUUUCAACGUAAAAGCGAUAUCUACGGCAAAUUGUACAGUAUAAUUCCAAGUUUUGCGAAAUAUUUCCCCGGGUGGUCCGAUUACAAAAUUGGCAGAAAAUGUUCGAUGGACUUGUACAACUAUUUCGAACAAAUUAUUAAUGAACAAAUUCAGACGUUUGACGAAAGCCACGAACGACAUUUUGUUGAUAUGUAUAUAAAUAAAUUGCGAAAACAAGAACCGAAUAUAAAUCCAACAACCCAUUUUUCAUAUAGUCAAUUGAUUUUGAUGUGCAUUGAUUUAAUUUUGCCAACACUAACCACGAUUUCGUCGACGAUAACAUUUUUAUUUCAACAAAUCUUCCAAGAGCCUGAAUUACAGCGAAAAAUUCAAUCCGAAAUCGAUCGUGUUGUGGGUCAAGGUCGUUUUCCCACUUUGGAUGACCGUGUAAAUAUGCCGUACACAGAAGCUUGUCUUCGUGAAAUAAUGCGUUUUGAAUCGUUAGCCCCAACUGGUGUGCCCCACAAAGCUCUUGUUGAUACUGAAUUUUUAGGAUAUACAAUUCCAAAGGGAACAAUUAUAAUGCCCGCUCUGCAUACAGCCAUGAAAGAAAACACAGUAUGGGAACAACCGAAUGACUUUCGACCGGAACGAUUUUUAGAUGCAUCGGGCAAAUUAUGUUUGAGCAAAGAUAUUUCAUUGCCAUUUGGUGCUGGAAAACGGCUAUGUGCUGGCGAGACAUUUGCACGGAAUAUGCUAUUUUUAUUCACAACAGCAUUUUUACAAGCGUUUAGUGUCCGGGUACCAAACGGUGAAAAACCAGUGAAAUUCUCUGAAAAUAUCACUGGCACCAUUCGCUCACCAAAAGACCAAUGGGUUGAAUUAACAAAACGAUAGGAAUAAAUUUAAAUGUCUUUUUGUGGUUUCCACUCGGUGUAUGGUAAAUACUAUUUAUUUUGAGGUGAAUAUUUUAACCCAUUCAGGUUUGGAGUGUAGUUAAAUUGAUAAUAAACAUUUUUUUUGUAUCGUA
Molecule: messenger RNA, 1719 nt
Organism: Contarinia nasturtii (swede midge)
Lineage: Eukaryota; Metazoa; Arthropoda; Insecta; Diptera; Cecidomyiidae
Product: probable cytochrome P450 304a1
Exons: 9
Coding region: 45-1586 (513 amino acids)
Molecular function (GO): oxidoreductase activity, acting on paired donors, with incorporation or reduction of molecular oxygen; iron ion binding; monooxygenase activity
Source: RefSeq, a predicted model, not a curated record